Messenger RNA from Alternaria conjuncta, 2283 nucleotides. RefSeq lists its product as uncharacterized. Gene Ontology annotation, molecular function: methyltransferase activity. The coding region runs from base 1 to 2283 and encodes 760 amino acids. Gene Ontology annotation, cellular component: nucleus. The record is from RefSeq and is a predicted model, not a curated record. The transcript is spliced from 5 exons. NCBI's taxonomy places the organism in Eukaryota, Fungi, Ascomycota, Dothideomycetes, Pleosporales, Pleosporaceae.
AUGUCGUCAACACAACCCUACAUCGUACCCGAUGACUAUAACGAGACCUGGAACGAUGACGACAGUGAUAUCGAGCUUCUCGACUAUGAUUCCGAGUCCGAUCUUGAGAUCACCGCGGUCAGUUCUCGUGAGGCGUCUGCUACACCAACCACUCCGAGCUCGAACGAGGGAAAGAGCCGCACGCGCCAACCUCCCCCAAGCAACGACAUAUCUCUACCGGAUGUUGCGAUACAGACAUACAAGAUCAGCACAAGUUUCGUCAUAAAGCCGGGCGAUACCGUAGAGUUGAAAGAUCGUUCGAAUCAAGAUGAGGGUGCUAUGCAUUCGGGAGAUUUUCUUCGUGUCAAAACCAUCAUUAUGAACCUGGAGACGGACGAGGUACGACUCCGAGGUUGGCGAAUGCGACGCACUAAAUACCUUGGCCAGAUCUUCGAUUGGAAGAUGAACGAGUUGGGCAUGGUCCUCCGUCUUGACGAAGAUGAUCGUAGAUCGCCUUUUGUCGCGGGCAUGGAAGACGUCGAAAUCGAAGAGGUUGACCGAGCGCGCGAGUGUACGCUGACCAACAAACCUUAUCCGUUCCUCAGCUUCCGAUCCGAGGGUCGUGCUGCAUGGCCGAAUAGUAUGAGUAAGGACGACAUCAAGAAGCAAAUAUUCCACGGUGGCAGGCUCACUUGCCGUGUUGUCAACAUUCUCUACAUGAGCGGCACCAGAUCGAAGCCAUACGGCGGUAUUGUUCGUCAUCUAUAUACCCACGAGGCGGAUGCAACUGCGACUCCAGCUCCCACUCAGGGUCCCGGUUUCUCUCGUGAGACGUCGAUAGCGAUAGAAGAUUCUAAAGAGCCUGGCUACGUUGUCGUGAGCGAGGAGCCUUCCGCGAAGAAGCGGCGUGCACGCGAUGAGUCUCCUGACUUCGAGAUCUUGGACCAUGAGCCAUCAAAACGAAAGAUUCGGCAUCCUUCGAAGCAGGGCCGUCUGGUAUUCGGCGACGUAUUCUGCGGAGCUGGAGGUGCAAGUCAAGGCGCGGCCCAAGCCGGGUACUAUGUUCAAUGGGGUCUCGACAAUGAUAAAGACGCGUUUGCUGCAUACCGCCUGAAUCAUCCUGGCGCGUACGCAUGGAAGAUGAAUGCGCAUGACUUUCCGCCAAACGGUAUUAGUAAGGAGAGCUGGAAAGUCGAUGUGCUUCACCUCUCGCCUCCUUGCUGUUACUGGAGCCCCGCACAUACCAGAGACGGACCUAAGGAUCAAGAGAACUACGAAGCCAUCUACACCGUUGGUCCGAUCCUUAACAAGGUCAAACCGCGUGUCGCAACCCUGGAGCAGACGUUUGGCCUCGCGACGCACGAACAGCAUAAGAGGAACUUCCUUAUGCUCUUGUACGACAUCGGUAAAGCCGGCUACGAUGUCCGCUACAAGAUCCAGGACCUCUCGCAGUACGGCCUCGUGCAGAAGCGUAAGCGAUUGCUCAUCAUUGCUGCCAGACGGGGUACGCCUCUCCCUCCCUUCCCAAAGCCCACGCAUGGCGCUUCAGGAACUGGUCUAAAGCCCUUCGUGUACAUCGACGAUGCCCUCACACACAUUACCCGCCAGGGCAGCCGAGCUAUGAACGAUCCUUACCAUCAGCCUAAACUGUUUCCCAUCCCUAAACCAGCCUACGAUGCGCGGACUUUCCUCCGCGGCUGUAUAACGACCGGCGGUACAACAGCCUGCCAUCCUUCGGGCACACGCAACUUCACACCUCGCGAACUCUCUCUGUUCCAGAGCUUCCCAUACGUGUAUGAGUUUACUGGUGCCAAUGGUGAGGCCACGAAGCAGAUAGGCAAUGCCUUCCCACCAAUCAUGGCCCAAGCAAUUUACCAGACUAUUGCAAAAACUCUAGAAGCCUUUGAAAAGGGCCUUAUCGGAGCAGAAGAUGACCUCUCUGAUCUGGAUUUGAUUCUGGAACAGAGCGGUGAGAGCGCUCCUCAACAGCGACGGCUCGACAGCUUCACCGGAAGCGCAACACCCUCCAGAUCUUCUCGAACUGCCAGCUCUAGGAUGGCGAGAGCUACUGAGUCGCGAACUGCAUCGCCUUCCACGCGCCAUACGGCAGAGUCGAUGCAACCACGACGCAGGAAUGCAAGCGGCUUUCCGUCUUUGAAUCUCCUCGAUGGGGUGCUGGAUGGCAUCAGUAAUUACGCGAACAGGAGCACCGCUUCCGCCAGCAGGUCCACCGGACGACGUCGCGAACCUAGUAUUCCAGGCGAUGAUGACGAAGUCAUCCAUAUCCCCAGCGACAGCGAAUGA